CAGGCACAGGUCAACGCCCGCAUCACGACCAUCCAAACGCACACCCCUCCUCGCCCACCCUCUCUCCCGGCUCGCUUUUUCUUGGGGCGGGAUGGCGCGUCUCAACACCCACCCCUCUGCUACGCCACAAACACGCGCUUCCACCGUCGACUCUCUGUACCGCGACCCCUCCGUAGCGCCCCGAACCGACGGCAAUGCGCGCACUUCGUCCUAUUCGGUCCUCAGCCCGACACGCUCAAUGAACUCGGACAAAGAGAAUGAGCAGCCUGAGACACGCGACAACACCCCGCGGCGAGGCAAGGCCAGUGGCCUGCGGAGCGCAUCGGUGCGUAUGCCGACACCCGACUCUGGCUCAACAUCUGGAAACGGCGGUAAGAGGAGGAGAACCGACAACUACAACAUGGCCGACUCACAAAGUCACGAGCAUGCACACGGCAACCAAGAUGAGGAACAGGAAGACGAAGACGACGACGAACAAGCGGAAACGCCCUCACAGCUGCCCGAGCCAGACGAGGAGGGCGACCUCAAGUUUUACAACCCCAAUCAAGACCCAGAGGCGCGAAGGAGGCUACGUGCAAACAUGCGUGAACACCAGCGCAUGCUAGAUGAUAAUCGCGAUGACCUCGUCAAAUCACACGACAGCGGACUGCUCGAUGCACUCAAGACACAAAACAGUUUGUUCGGCAAAGUGCGACAAACAGCUGAUGCUACUGUCGACUCUCGCUUCUUAGUCAACGCCAGUGACCUCGCAGGCAAGAAGCUCAACAACAGCUUGGGCAACUCUGGGGUGGGCGUUGAUCUCGAUCAGUUCAUCUCCAAGUGCAUUUACUUCAUGAAAUCUGGCGGCCACAUUGCAGGCGAGGAAGACGCACCAGCAGUACCCGUAGGCGACAACGACGAUGAAGACCCAGAUGGUCUUGACUGGGCAUUACUCGGUCGGCAAGCAUGUUUCCCCUGCAACAAGCGACCGCCAACGUCAAGUUUCCUACUUGGUCCCUUGUCAGUACAAAAGCGCGUUCGUGCAACCCAACGAAGAGCCCGAUCUCAACGACAACCGGUCGGCCCGGCAACUCGACCAGAAGAGAUUCUGAACGAGGACACGCAGCAGAGCAAUAAAGACACUCAACUGACCUUGGUCAAAGCCAUCAGGAAACACUUGGUAGAUCACAUCACCGCCGUGGAACCUUUGGUUGAACAAGAACUCGAGGAAAUACAAGGCGAAAUCACGGAAGAAGAUCAAUUUGCUGCUCUGAGACGCCAUAGAUUAGCAAUGACGGUUGAAGGAACGUCCGCAGUUAGUCUACUAGACUUCGCUAUCAAUCCCCACGACUUUGCGCAGACGGUAGAGAAUCUCUUCUAUAUUAGUUUCUUAGUGAGGGAGGGCAAUGCCGCGAUUAUCAAAGAUGCCCACGGGCUUCCGCUCCUGCAACCAGCAGACCCUAGCGCCGUCUCGGAACACCGAGAGAGGGACGUCCAAAAGCAUCAAGCCAUCUUCAGCAUCGACUUCCCUACGUGGCGAAUGUUCAUUGAAGCAUACGAUAUCACGACACCGCUCAUUCCACAACGUCAAGUGGAAGAUUCAACCGUCGCCGCCAGCGGUUGGUACACCGGAUAAGUCUUGGUCGCAUAGUAUCUUUUAGUGUUCGUUUUGCUUCCACACUCUAUCUUCCACUCGUACAGAUACCACAUGCUCUUCCAAGUGGGUUAAGUUUCGGUAUCUUCUCCUUUCCCUACCACCCGUCUCUACGUCAUCUUUUCUGAGCGGCGUUCGAAUAAGUCAGUCAUAGACACGAUGUAUGAUUGAGGGUGAUACCCAUGCUGCAAACUUUGGUUUUUUCAUCUUUUUUGCCGUGCUUCGGCGGCAUCUCUAUUUACUCUAAGUUUUCGCACAUGAUACCCCAAGAUUUUUGUUGGAUGUUCAAGAGGCGUCAGUAGUUGAAUUUAACUUGGCGCUUUCCGCAUCCCCUGUAUGGAACUUAAAAGAUGAAACUAAGACCAGAAGUUAAGCUUAUUAUGCUUUCCAUCUCGAC
Messenger RNA from Alternaria alternata, 2030 nucleotides. RefSeq names its product Nse4-domain-containing protein. The coding region runs from base 92 to 1615 and encodes 507 amino acids. Gene Ontology annotation, cellular component: nucleus; Smc5-Smc6 complex. The record is from RefSeq and is a predicted model, not a curated record. Gene Ontology annotation, biological process: DNA repair. The transcript is spliced from 3 exons. Lineage: Eukaryota; Fungi; Ascomycota; Dothideomycetes; Pleosporales; Pleosporaceae.